UUUAAAGUAAGUACUUUGCAAAAGCGUAAGAGCUAAAACAAGGCAUGAAAACCGUAAGACAGGAAAGCGCCCAUCCAUUCCACUGCAGUCUCCCCGGAGCACCCCGGGGGUUGGUGGCUGCACGGCCCCGCUCACUCCCGACACUGGGGGCUGUGGGGCGGCCGCUCCUCUGCAUCCUGAGCACUGUGAUGGGCACACAGCGGGCGCCCCAUCCACCGAGGCAGUCAGUACCGGCCUAGCAGCCCCUGCAGGCCACGCUGCGCGAGGAUCCUCUCAGCCGCAGGCCCAGACUUAGCACACGGCCAAACGAACGGAGGCAGGGACACCGCGCAAAGCCCCCGGCCCUUCGGCGCGCAGGCUCGGAAACUGACUGGGAGACCUCGCCCCCGGUCGCCGCUGGCCAAUCAGCGCAGGCCGCUAGAUCCGUGCCCGCCCCAGGCCACGCCCGCAGCCAAUGAGAGAGGCCCGAGAGGCCGGCCGCCGAGCCCAGCCCCGGCUGGCGCACUCUGCUGUUCGCCUGUCAGGCUCCAAAUAAAGUUCUUCGGGGCUUUGAAUUUUUUUUUUAAAGCGCCCUCUGCAGUCUCGGCCGCAGCGGGCGAGAGAGGCCGAGUCCCCGCCCCGCCACUUCCGGUCUCGCUGCCCGGAGCCGGUGCGGCUGUGAGGGGCUGCGUUUCGCCGCCGCCGGCCGGCCGGGCAUGGUGUUGGGCGCCGGGCCCGCCUCGCCUGUCUCGGGGUGCCCAGGAUAAAGGUAGCAGGGAUGCUGACGCUGGCAAGCAAACUGAAGCGGGAUGACGGUCUCAGAGGGUCCCGGGCGCCAGCCGCAGCCUCCGACUCCACUCGGCGGGUUUCUGUGAGAGACAGGCUGCUUGUCAAAGAGGUUGCAGAACUUGAAGCUAAUUUACCUUGUACGUGCAAAGUGUAUUUUCCUGAUCCAAACAAGCUUCAUUGCUUUCAGCUAACUGUCACCCCAGAUGAGGGUUACUACCAGGGUGGAAAAUUUCAGUUUGAAACUGAAGUUCCUGAUGCGUACAACAUGGUGCCUCCUAAAGUGAAAUGCUUGACCAGGAUCUGGCACCCCAAUAUCACAGAGACAGGCGAGAUAUGUCUCAGUUUACUGAGAGAACAUUCGAUUGACGGCACCGGCUGGGCCCCCACGAGGACACUGAAGGAUGUUGUUUGGGGAUUAAACUCUUUGUUUACUGAUCUUUUGAAUUUUGAUGACCCACUGAAUAUUGAAGCUGCAGAACAUCAUUUGCGGGACAAGGAGGACUUCCGGAAUAAAGUUGAAGACUACAUUAAGCGUUACGCCAGAUGACAGGAGGAGAGGGCUGCGGGGCCGUGGACUGCGCGUUAGCAGUUUGUCUCCAGCUGAAGCGAGAAGGGAGGCUCCGCCCCGUCCUCGGCUCCGCUCAGUCCCGCUGGGCCGUCCCAGUCCUGCGACCAUGCUGUCCUGAGGAAGAACCUCUUCACGACCGCCCGUUGUAGACAGAGAGUUCCACAUAAAUACAGCCAGAAAAUGUGCUUGGGGUUCUAAAGAGUUGUCUGCUUACCUUAACAUGUUUACUUUUUUGAAACUGUACUGUAUAGGCUGUUAAUGAGAGUCUCGAGAAGUUGUGAUGAACUCAGCAUUGAGGCUAGAGCUUGCUUCUCCCCUUCCCCCCCCCGCCGUCAGUCCCCGCACAGGUGACGCUAAUGAUGUGCUCAGUGCAGCUCGCAGAGCGGCGAUCAGAAACCCGCUGCAAACUGUGACUGGAUGCGAAUUCUCUUAGCUCCUUCCACGAAUGUUGGCCCUGCCUAGAUGUCGUGAAGCUUCCCAGAAUGCAUAGUCAUUCACUGUAGAUCUCUUACUGAAAUGCGUAUUUUAUUUAAUGUAAGUAUAUUUUGGAACAGAUUUGUAAUUUGUACAAUUUAAUGCUUUAAUUAUUUUUUUCUAUUCUCAUUUAGUUUGUAUUUUCAUUGUAUAGAGCAGACAGAAAGAUGUUGGGUCAAGCAACUAUUGAAGAGAAAUACAAAGAAAAUAU
Molecule: messenger RNA, 2021 nt
Organism: Balaenoptera musculus (blue whale)
Lineage: Eukaryota; Metazoa; Chordata; Mammalia; Artiodactyla; Balaenopteridae
Gene: UBE2F
Product: ubiquitin conjugating enzyme E2 F (putative)
Exons: 10
Coding region: 758-1315 (185 amino acids)
Biological process (GO): protein neddylation
Cellular component (GO): nucleus
Molecular function (GO): NEDD8 transferase activity
Source: RefSeq, a predicted model, not a curated record